AUGAUUGGUGGAUACGACAUCUACGCGGCCGUCUCGAACAACAACCACCAAGACCAGCAGCUGGUGGACUUGGCAAAUCAGCUCCGUUUGAAGAUCCAGGAUGUGGUGAUGAACGUCUCAGUGAACUACAUCACCGACUCCAUCACACUGCCCGUGAACGUGCCGCAGCAUUUCUUAAAAGAUUUGGUGCCUGCAUUCUCUACGGCGUUUUCCCUGCCAGGAAAUACGGACCAGGAGAGGGCCGAGGCGGCUGCGCAGUUGGUUGCCACUCGGGUUCAAAGAGGUGGACACUUUGCGAACACUUACCCUGAGCAGAUUCAGAGAAGUCGUGAAUCUGCACUCCAGCUGCGGAAGGAAGUGCAAGAGCACAACGUGAACGUCAGGGCCUUCCAUUACAACAGCAGCAACGGCAAUUAUGUGGAGUUCGAGCUGAAGGAAGGAGCGCGCUAA
Molecule: messenger RNA, 450 nt
Organism: Symbiodinium sp. CCMP2592
Lineage: Eukaryota; Dinophyceae; Suessiales; Symbiodiniaceae
Source: the annotation of a GenBank genome assembly